Adelges cooleyi (spruce gall adelgid) is the source of this 2609-nucleotide messenger RNA. RefSeq names its product peroxidase. Bases 144 to 2225 code for a protein of 693 amino acids. The transcript has 13 exons. Gene Ontology annotation, molecular function: peroxidase activity; heme binding. The record is from RefSeq and is a predicted model, not a curated record. Gene Ontology annotation, biological process: response to oxidative stress. NCBI's taxonomy places the organism in Eukaryota, Metazoa, Arthropoda, Insecta, Hemiptera, Adelgidae.
CAAUCGCGAAUCCCAAGUGGUCCAUUCAUUUCUGAACUGGUGUAGUGGUUACGACGCGCGCGGAACGUUAGUUAAAUAAAAAAACGUGUGAGUUGUGUACCGUUUAAGUUUUCUUCCAUACACCAGCGCCUCAUCGGAUAAAGAUGACGCUGAAUAUCAACUUAGCCGUCCUGUUAGGGGCAGGUCUGGUCUGCGCGGCUUCUGCCAUAUUCCGUCAUUCGCCAUACUACCAAUCACAUGACCCGUACGCCGAACAUAAUUACACCGGAUAUCUACCUCAAGCGUCGUACCCUCACCCUUACCAAUCGCAGCCGUCGAGUUUUGGUUUUAGGCCUUUGCCCAGCAACGGUUUGGGACCUCGUCCCGGACCUAACAACUUUGGUGAGAUAUCCACACCACCACAAGGUGCCGGAUGCUUGCCGCCGGUAGGUCCUUGCCCCAACAGCAAGUACAGGACCAUCGAUGGAUCGUGCAACAACCUCAGGUACACCAACUGGGGUACGCCAAACUCCAAGUACGCACGUCUGUUGCCGCCUAAGUACUCUGACGGUAUCCAUGCGCCACCGACCACUUUGUCUGGCGAACCUUUGCCCAGUUCCCGUCUGAUCAGCAUCGUCAUGUUCCCGGACGUUCCCAUCCCCGAUCCCGUCUGGACUCUGAUCACCAUGACCUGGGGUCAGAUUGUCACUCACGACAUGUCCAUGUCGAUGGGUACCACUCAAGCUAAACGUCAUUCCAUCAGGUGUUGCGACGACAAUGGCCGUUUGUUGAGCAACAACCCGGACGUCCACUGUUUCCCAAUCACAAUCCCCGACGAUGACCCGGUGUUCUCCAAAUUCAACAGAGAAUGCAUGAACUUUGUUAGGUCGACUACCGAUUUGGAAACCGGAUGCAAUGCCGGAAAUCAGCCCGCCGAACAAUUGGUGGUCGUAUCGCAUUGGAUGGACGCUUCCUUCGUGUACGGAUCCAGCCAAAGAUUAGCCGACAACCUCCGCGAAGGAGUUGGUGGUAGGUUGAGAGUGGAAUUCAGAGACGGAAGACCGUGGCCGCCCGCAGCCGCCAACAAGAGCGCCGUGUGCGAUCAACAAACCGACGAGGAACCUUGCUACCAGUUCGGUGACCGAAGAGCCAACCAGAACCCACAAUUGACCGUGCUGCAGAUUCUUUUCCUGAGGGAACACAACCGUAUUGCCACCGUUUUGUCGCACGUCAAUCCCCACUGGGACGACGAGACUCUGUACCAAGAAGCCAGGAGGAUCUUGAUCGCCCAAUUCCAGCACAUCAACUACCACGAAUGGCUGCCGAUCAUCUUGGGCACGGACAACAUGUUGAAAUACGGUUUGCUGUACAAGAACAACAAAGGUUACACCAACGACUACAAGGAGAACGUCGACCCUAGCGUCAUAAACGCCCACGCUCACGCCGCUUUCCGAUACUUCCAUUCGUCCAUCCAAGGGCAAUUCCACUUGAUCGGCGAAGACCGUAACUUACUCACCGCCAUCAGACUGUCCGACUACUUCAACCGGCCGACCAUCAUCGAGAAGGGAUACAACUUCGACCAUCUGGCCAGAGGUCUGGCCACGCAGAGCCAAGAGGAAGUCGACCCGUUCUUCACUAGCGAAAUCACCGAUUUCUUGUUCCGCAACGGUCGUCCGUUCGGCCGGGAUUUGAGAGCCAUCGACGUGCAGAGAGGCCGUGACCAUGGUUUGGCUUCCUACAACGAUUACAGAGAGUUCUGCGGUUUGCCCAGGGCUCACAAGUUCGAAGACUUCUCCGACUACAUCGACGUUGAACGUAUCGAGAAACUCGCUCUGUUGUACAACCAUCCGGACGACGUUGACCUCAGCGUCGGCGGCUCUUUGGAAGCUCACGUACCCAAUACUUUAGCCGGACCCACUUUCCUGUGCUUGUUGACCGAACAGUUUUACAGGACCAGAGUGUCUGACCGUUACUUCUACGAAUUGGGCGGUCAACCCGGAUCCUUCUCGCCCGAACAACUCAACGAAAUCCGCAAGUCCAGUCUGUCGAGAAUAUUCUGCGACAACAGCGACGAUUUGCACACGAUCCAAGCGCAAGGUUUCCUGAAAAUAUCCGACAAGAAUCCGUUGGUAUCUUGUAAUGACUAUGAUAGAAUUCCAUCUAUCGACCUCAACUUCUGGAAAGAAGAACCUUACGGUCACGCUGCACCACAAUACGGAGGUUACCACGAUAAUUACAAGAAGUAAACGACAUCAAUUUAUUAUUAAAAUAAUCCAUAAUUGUAAAUAAUAUUAUAGUUUAUUGUCUUCUAUAAGGUUUCUUUCAUUUUCCAUAUAUUUUUUCAUUUUUGUUUUUUUUUCUUGAUUCUUAAUGCUAUAUAAAUAUAUCUAUCUAAGAUCAUACUAUUUAAUGCUCAAAAAAAACUUAAUAUUAUGUAUAAUUAUUUUUUUAAAAUUAUUGAUUAUUGAUCGAUACGAGUAUUUAUAAAUAUAUGUAUAAGUAUGUAUUUUUUUUAUACAUAUAUACUUAUCAUUAUAUUUAGUUAGUGUAACACAUGUUUUUUUUAUUUGUAUACCGUUUUUAAAAAUUCACACAUUUUCGUGUGAAUGUUUUUCGAAAGAGCAUCAUUC